AUGUAUCUGCGUCUGUAUUGGAGCUUUAGUGUUUAAAGGCUGCACGUAUCUUGGCGUGAUUUUAAUAUCAACGAUGCCAAGGUCCAAGAAGACGGCGAAAGCAGCUCACCAGCGAAUGUUAAAGAGGCGUGUUUUUGUUGAUAAUGUUAAUAAUGCACUUCAACAAGCAAGUGUUUGUAUCGACCGUUAUGAAUUUUUGGAUGCUUUGGCUAUUUUAGACCCUUUGGUUGUAGAGGCAUCUCUUCACGGUGAUUAUGAAGUGGUUGAGCCGUGUUCAGCUCUCCAGGCGGAGGUUUACACUUACUUGCGUAAUUACGAUAAGGCAGUUCAAUCAUUGAUGGGUUGCAAGGCUAAUCCUAAGACUGUUGACUUGGCAGCUCGCAUAGCUUUAAUGUCCGAUAACACGAUAGUUGUUUCUGACUUAUCGUACCCCUUGAUAGAGCUGAUGUCUUUUUAUAUAGACAGCAGCAAGAACAAGGAUGCCAGGUGGUCUAGUUGCACUGUUGUGCAAAUAAUUGAGUUACUAUGUCGUUCAGGUCGUUUAUUUGAUUUGCACAAUUGGUUACAUUUAUACAUGAAAAAUUCUGGCAACUACCGUCUUUUACGUGGCGCUCCUACUUUAAAUCGUUGUUUACGUCUAAUAUCUCAUAUACAUCGCAACUGGUUUGUUAAGCCGCCUAGGGUAAACGUGGUAGAUCCCAAUUACAAGCCUUACGUGACUUUUAAACCUGACAUGGCUGGUAUUACCCCUUUGCCGGAGAAUUUAUGGUAUGUAAGUACGCUAUCAGGGGCUUUAAAGAACUCCUCCAGUCAGGUUCGUCAAUUGGUAUUUCACCCCAACUCAUUUCUGAAGACUUUGGAGCAUUUCAUACAGGAUUUACGUUCUGCUUGCAUACCCAGUCAUCGACUCAAUGGUACUACUAUUAAGAUCACAUUUGCUGAUUGUUCUGGCAGUAACGUACCACUAUCUCCAGAUUGGCGUUAUACAGGCUCUCGUACAUCGAAGCGUUCAAAAAGCAACAGUCCUGCUACUGGCUCCCAUUAUGUAAAAUCUAUCAAGCAUUGUAAGCAAGUUGGUCAUCUUACAAGGCACCUCAGUCUAUAUCGUAAAGGCCAUGUUUUGCGUAGGUCAACAGCAACUAGUCUGCUUGAGGCUCACAUGUUCUCUGUGUUCUACCAUAGGCUACGCAAUAAGCAUGAGGUCCCUUUAUGUGAGCUUGCUUUGCUGUUUUUCGAUGUACUGUUGCGUUACCACCAUUUACUGGGUCCCCUACGCCUUCAAUGUGCUAUGUAUCUAGGUUGUUUAUUCAACUGCAUUUUUGACUGUUUGAACGAAUUGCGUACUUCUAGUACUACCAAUUCGGCUGUAUUCGUAACGACAUCCUUGGUUUCUGACGUAAAUUUAGUGGAUAAAAAGGAUGCCUGGAAUGCUACUUUUCGUAAGGUACUUUUACGAUCAGGUGCUAAGUUGUUAUUUUCGGUCAUACAUGCCCGUGAGACUCACAUCACUGUCUUGCGUGGUAUCUGUCAACCCAUAGGUAUUUUGUACCCUCAUUCAUUUUUGCGUCAGUUUUCAACUCGAUUAACGUCUGUGCUUUUACAUCUAGCCUCUGUAGGAGACAAAUCGGGUUAUGAUCUACUGUUACUAAAUGCUCGUGUGCUGUUUGUUUUGGGAAAACGCCUAGUUAGUGAGCACCUUCCUCGUCGUAUUAAUGUUGUACGUAAGCGUUCGCGCGAUGUUUUCCAUACAUUCAAGACUAUGAUAAAGUGCAUCAAGUCAAUAUUUACUUUGGUAUACAGCAGGGCGUUGUCUGACCUGCGCAGAAACCCUCAUGUGGCGUUAUGUCUACGUCACCGUGACGGUAAUGUAAACUUCCACAACUCGCUUACUGGUGCUGUAUACGACAGCGAGGUCGCGGUGGUUGAGCGAUACUUGUUGUCACUGAGGUCUGAUUUGCGGCGUUACAAAGUGGAUUGGUAAAGUCCACGUGUCUAUCAUUGCAUUGAUGUAUUGACGUCAUUAAGUAACCAUUUUAUA
Babesia bovis T2Bo is the source of this 2038-nucleotide messenger RNA. RefSeq lists its product as uncharacterized. NCBI's taxonomy places the organism in Eukaryota, Apicomplexa, Aconoidasida, Piroplasmida, Babesiidae. The record is from RefSeq and is a predicted model, not a curated record. The transcript has a single exon. The coding region runs from base 74 to 1981 and encodes 635 amino acids.